GAGAGCCUGUGUGCGGCAACUAAGACCUGAUGCAGCCAUAAAUAAAUAAACAGACAGAGCCCCAGGCCCUCUGAGAUAAUAAACAGGGGCUGAGUGCUUAGCAUCUCAGCAUGCGGUCCCACUGCCUGGCCACACACAGGACCCACAGUGCGGGGGCAUCGCUGGACAAGGGGCCAGGGAGGAGCAAGCCUGGGCUGGCUGGGCUCCAGCUGAGAAAGCAGAAAGGCUCGGGCAGAAGGCAGUUCAUUUCCUGGGAAGCCUCUGCCUGGACCCAGAUCCCAGUGGAGGGCACCAGCCAUUCACCAUUCACUGAGGAGCAAAGGAAAAAGAGAAGCCAAGGGCCGUGAUUUCUCAGCCAUGACUUUCAUGCAUAAGGGAAUGUGAGGAAUUUCUUGAGGUGGGCAAAGAACGGAAACUGAAGACCUCUGGAAUUCCUGAGCCCUGGACUCCCAGAGCUGGCUGCUCUACAAGGAGCUUGUUACACAGCCCAGACCCCACUCCCGGAGAGCCUGACUCAGUAGUGGGAUGGGCCCAGACUCUGGCUUUCUUAAGCUUCUAGGUGGUUCUGAUGCAAAGCCAGGUUGGCACUGUCUCCUUAUAUGACAGAUGGACAAACUGAGGCUCAGGGAGGGCCCUGAACUUGAUAAAGCCUCUGUGGCUGGGGGUGGCGGAAUCUGGGACUCAAAUCCUGGUGUCAAGACUCCCAUCCCAGUGUUGUCCGCCCUGCCAUUUGCGGGGGGUUCAGCGAUGGAAGAGAAACUUGCCCGUAGCAUCCUCGGCAGGAAGAGCUAAGACCUCAGGCCCACCUCCACCCCCAACCCACCACAAUGUGAAUGGAAAUGAUACAGAGGCAAACUGGCACCCCACAUGCAGGAAGGGGUUCUUAAAGGGCUGCCUUACUGUCACAUCAGUUGCCCAUCACUGGAGGGUUCAGCUACUCGGCUGGAAGGGUUUAGAGAUUCCCGUGUGGGGCAGACAGACCCCGGAGACCCCUCUACUCUGCAGCUCCUGGAUCCUGCGACCAAGUCCGGCCUCAGGAGGCCUGCCGAGAGCCCUCCUGGGACAGAAGACCAAGGGCAGAAAUCACGCCGGAAGAAUGUGUUCCUGCCUGCUUUCCACAGAGCAGCCAGAGGGCGAGGGUGGCUCAGCUCAGGAUCCACAGGAAGGCAUAUGCUUCAUGAACGUGAACCUGCCACAUCCUCUCAGGGCGGGCCAGGAUUUUGGAAGCCUGGCUUGUGGGAUGCAAAGCAGGUAGGCUGGCGGGGGUGGUGUGGACUGGGGCAGGAGCCAGACGAGUCUCCUCCCUCCAGGACCUGGACUGGGCAGCAUGUGCCCGAAGUCCCCUUGGCCAGCCAGGCAAUGCUGAGCCCCCGAGACAACUACAGAGAGUGAGGAGGGCAGCUGCUCAGGUUUUGGUGCGGUUGCAUCUUGUCCUUAAAGCAUUACAUCUGGGGUCUGCUUGAACACCUCCUCCAACAGACAGCUCACCACCUCACAAGCCAGCCUGUUUCACCUUGGCGCAAACCUGAGGGUGGCUGGACUGCCACACCCCUUGGCACCAGCACUCCUGGGGUGGACGGUUUCAUUCAAACAGCGGAAUUAUAAAUCUUAUAAAAAGCAAGACACAUGACGCCAGAGAGAAGAGGCAAACUUGAGUGGUACCGGAGAACACGCUGAGACAGAAACGCAAGUCCUUCGCACACUUAUGGGACACAAAGCCAACAUCUGCAGCCUGGAUUUCCACCCGUAUGGCGAGUUUGUGGCCUCGGGUUCCCAGGACACGAACAUCAAGCUCUGGGACAUCAGGAGGAAAGGCUGUGUGUUCCGAUACAGGGGGCACAGCCAGGCCGUGCGGUGUCUCCGGUUCAGCCCCGACGGGAAGUGGCUGGCAUCGGCCGCAGAUGACCACACGGUGAAGCUCUGGGAUCUGACUGCUGGCAAGAUGAUGUCCGAGUUCCCCGGCCACACAGGCCCUGUCAACGUGGUGGAGUUUCACCCCAACGAGUACCUCCUGGCUUCUGGCAGCUCUGACAGGACCAUCCGUUUCUGGGAUCUGGAGAAAUUCCAGGUGGUGAGCUGUAUCGAAGGGGAGCCAGGGCCUGUCAGGAGCGUCCUCUUCAACCCCGAUGGCUGCUGCCUGUAUAGUGGCUGCCAGGACUCACUGCGCGUCUACGGCUGGGAGCCCGAGCGCUGCUUUGACGUGGUCCUCGUCAACUGGGGCAAGGUGGCCGACCUGGCCAUCUGCAAUGACCAGCUGAUAGGCGUGGCCUUCUCCCAGAGCAGCGUCUCCUCUUACGUGGUGGACCUGACGCGGGUCACCAGGACGGGCACGGUAGCCCCGGACCCCAUGCAGGACAGCCAGCCCCCGGCACAGCAGCCGCCACACCCCAGCGCCCCGCUUCGGCGCAUCUACGAGCGGCCCGGCGCCACCGGCAGCGAGCCUCAGAGGGUGAAGCAGAACUCAGAGAGCGAGCGCCGCAGCCCCAGCAGCGAGGAUGACCGGGAUGAGCGGGAGUCUCGGGCGGAGAUCCAGAACGCCGAGGACUACAACGAGAUCUUCCAGCCCAAGAACAGCAUCAGUCGGACGCCACCCCGAAGAAGUGAGCCCUUCCCAGCACCCCCGGAGGAUGACGUGGCCACAGCCAAGGAGGCAGCAAAGCCCAGCCCAGCCAUGGACGUGCAGUUCCCGGUGCCAAAACUCGAGGUCCUGUCCCGGCCCCCAGUCGUCACUUCCACCCCUGCACCCAAGGCUGAGUCUGCCAUCAUCCCUGCCACCCGGAACGAGCCCAUCGGACUGAAGGCCUCUGACUUCCUGCCUGCCGUGAAGAUCCCCCAGCAGGCGGAGCUGGUCGACGAGGAUGCCAUGUCACAGAUCCGCAAAGGCCAUGACACCAUGUGUGUCGUGCUCACCAGCCGCCACAAGAACCUGGACACCGUGCGGGCCGUGUGGACCACGGGUGACAUCAAGACGUCGGUGGACUCGGCCGUGGCCAUCAAUGACCUGUCCGUGGUCGUGGACCUCCUUAACAUUGUCAACCAGAAAGCCUCCCUGUGGAAGCUGGACCUAUGCACCACCGUCCUGCCACAGAUCGAGAAGCUUCUGCAGAGCAAGUAUGAGAGCUAUGUCCAGACGGGCUGCACCUCUCUGAAGCUGAUCCUGCAGCGGUUUCUGCCCCUGAUCACAGACAUGCUGGCGGCCCCGCCCACCGUGGGUGUGGACAUCAGCCGGGAGGAGAGGCUGCACAAGUGCCGGGUCUGCUACAAGCAGCUCAGGAGCAUCAGUGGCCUCGUCAAGAGCAAGUCGGGCUUGAGCGGCCGCCACGGCAGUGCCUUCCGCGAGCUGCACCUGCUCAUGGCCAGUUUGGACUGAGGAGCCCAGAGGGUGGUGGCACCCUCAGGCCUGGCCUCGGCCCCCCACUCCUGUUCCCUGUGCGCCCACCGGCCCAUGAGCCUCUGCCCGGCCCCCACUGCUGCCUGCGGUCAUCCUAGAGGCGGUGGCGCUGGCCCAUUGGCCACCUCCGCAGCCCUAAACUCUGACAACUUCUCUCCAGCAACAGCUGCCCAGCUUUGUCCGACUCCUGCUUCCUGGGGCAGCGAACCGAGCCCUGGGGCUGCUGCUGUAAUUUAUAAAGUGAAUUUUAUUAAAUUUGUAACUAUU
Messenger RNA from Aethalodelphis obliquidens (Pacific white-sided dolphin), 3658 nucleotides. RefSeq names its product katanin regulatory subunit B1 (gene KATNB1). The transcript has 17 exons. Lineage: Eukaryota; Metazoa; Chordata; Mammalia; Artiodactyla; Delphinidae. Gene Ontology annotation, molecular function: microtubule binding. The record is from RefSeq and is a predicted model, not a curated record. Gene Ontology annotation, biological process: microtubule depolymerization; microtubule severing. Gene Ontology annotation, cellular component: katanin complex. The coding region runs from base 1706 to 3370 and encodes 554 amino acids.